ACGUGGUCAGCCCAGCCCAGCACAAUAUUCUGCCACUUUAGAGAGGUCUUUCCGACUGGGAGAUUUUUUUCUCUUUCUCUCUUUCUCAUCCCAGACGGCAGAGAUGCUGCUGCUGCUGCUCUGAGGGAGAGAGGUGAGCGCAUUCUUCACCCCCCCCCAACACUCACCCCACCCCUCAAUCUAAAGCUCCUCCUCUGUCGCUGGAGAGCUCAGACCGGUCACACUUUGCUCAAUGAGAGCAAGAGGGCACCGGAGACGAUUUCCUAAUUUCAACCUGCUGCUACUGCUGCUGUGCCGUGCGGCUGUUUUCUCGCCUCUUUCAAAGAGGCGAAUAUGACGACAUCAUUUGGCAAACCAGACCCUGGGAAACCACUACUGUCAAUUCAGUUCGUUUGAAACCAAACACGACAUGAUGCGUUGUCUCCGGUGAAACUUGCUCCACCACUCUCCCCUCUUCUGCGCACCUAUUGAGAGAGAGGACACCAAAAGCUGCAUAGACAUGGGUUCAGAUCAACCCUGCAUGGAUUCUCCAGAGCCAAGACCCAUAUUGGGUCCUGGCUGUAAGCAGCUGGGCCGUGGGUGUCUGAGGAAAAAGUUCAGGCCCACACGAAUCUUGGGGUUGGCCUUCAGUCUGGUGGCCUUAAGUGCUGUCUCUUACAGUGCCUUUACCUGGAACUCAGGAGGUGUCAGCGAGCCAGUGCUCCCCCAGGAGAGUCUCCAUCAGUCGGCCCCGCACAGGACCCUACUUUUUACCCAACACCAGAGAGACCCCAACGUGUCAGCUGACAUGCCAAUAGCCAUGAAAUCUACAGCAGAUAGCAACGACAGCCAGGGGGAGUACCCACCAGACAUUUUUACCCUCUCCCAGAGGCGCCAAGGAGCAGUGGUCCUCCAUAUGUUUGGCAUGAUCUACAUGUUCAUCGCAUUAGCCAUCGUGUGCGACGAGUUCUUUGUCCCGGCGCUGACAGUCAUCACAGAAAAGCUGACCAUUUCCGAUGAUGUUGCGGGCGCCACCUUCAUGGCGGCGGGAGGAUCAGCUCCAGAACUCUUCACCUCCGUCAUCGGCGUUUUCAUCUCGCACAGCAAUGUGGGCAUCGGGACCAUCGUGGGCUCGGCCGUCUUCAACAUCCUCUUUGUCAUUGGGAUGUGCGCCAUCUUCUCCAAGGAGAUCCUCAACUUGACGUGGUGGCCGCUCUUCCGUGACGUAUCCUUCUAUAUCCUGGAUCUGAUCUUGCUCAUCAUCUUCUUCCUGGAUAACGUCAUCUCCAUGUGGGAAAGUAUCACGCUGCUCACGGGCUACGCCGCCUAUGUGAUCUUCAUGAAGUUCAACAGCAAUGUCGAAGGAUUUGUCAAAGAUUGCAUGAACAAGAACCAAGUGGUAGAAGUAGAGGUACAACCCAAGGAUGAGAAGGCAAGUCCUGGGGCGCCAGAGGAUGACGGCAAGUUGUCGGCGCGGCCUCGCCUUCAAAGGGGAGGUAGUUCUGCCUCGCUGCACAACAGCUUGAUGCGGAACAGCAUUUUCCAGCUGAUGAUCCACACGUUGGACCCUUUAAGUGAAGAAUUUGCUGACUCUGAGCUUGGGACUUAUGGGAAACUAAAAUAUUAUCACUCAAUGACUGAGGAAGGUAAAUUUCGAGAGAAGGCGUCUAUUCUGCACAAGAUUGCUAAAAAGAAAUGCCAAGUGGAGGAUAGUGAAAAGGCCAAUGGAGUAGCGAGUCGUUCAGAUAAGAACCUUCCUAACAGCUCCAGUGUGGAAGUGGAGGUGACCCCACCUAUGAAUGGAACAGCAGGGCAAGAGGGGGAGACGGCUGAGGAUGAAGAAGAAGAGGACCAGCCUCUGAGCCUGUCCUGGCCUGAAUCUAGCCGCAAGCGCUUCACCUACCUCCUGAUCAUGCCUAUUGUCCUUCCCCUGUGGCUAACGCUGCCUGACGUCAGGAAAACGUCAUCAAAGAAGUUCUUCCCCAUUACAUUCCUGGGUGCCAUCUGCUGGAUUGCAGGAUUCUCCUACCUAAUGGUGUGGUGGGCCCAUCAGGUUGGAGAGACCAUUGGGAUUACAGAAGAGAUUAUGGGACUGACUAUAUUAGCAGCUGGAACCUCUAUCCCUGACCUCAUCACCAGUGUUAUUGUGGCACGCAAGGGGCUGGGUGAUAUGGCUGUAUCCAGCUCUGUAGGCUCCAACAUCUUUGACAUUACUGUUGGACUGCCGCUCCCCUGGCUCCUGUGGUCCCUAUUCAAAGGCUUGAGACCGGUGCAAGUCAGCUCCAACGGCCUCUUCUGUGCAAUCGUGCUCCUCUUCCUCAUGCUCCUCUUCGUCAUCAUCUCCAUCGCCGCCUGCAAGUGGCGCAUGAGCAAGCUGCUCGGCUUCAUCAUGUUCAUGUUGUACUUCGUCUUCCUGGUGGUCAGUGUCAUGCUAGAGAACAAAGUCAUUAGCUGCCCGGUGACUAUUUAAGGACCUUUCAGGGACCUACAUCCCCUCCGUCACCCUCACCACCGUAACCAUCCUAUUUGUCUGCUGUCUGUCUCACCUGACCCUUUGCGAUCCUUUACACCAGGAACAAAAGAAAAAAAAAGAAGAACUGUACAAGAGAUGAAUGAAAACUGUGGGAUCUCCCUUUAUUUUCAGUGAGCAGGUGGUGGUGGGGAGCGCUUAAACCAUUAAGGGACAAGACUACGGCUUGACUGGUUUAACAUAGGCUUAACAAGAGUGGAUUUUAAAUAUGUUGUUAUUUUCACUGGCAGGUGAGGAGGG
This is a messenger RNA of Pelmatolapia mariae (spotted tilapia), 2749 nucleotides long. RefSeq names its product sodium/potassium/calcium exchanger 2-like. Gene Ontology annotation, biological process: intracellular calcium ion homeostasis; calcium ion transmembrane transport. The transcript is spliced from 12 exons. Gene Ontology annotation, cellular component: plasma membrane. The record is from RefSeq and is a predicted model, not a curated record. Bases 500 to 2449 code for a protein of 649 amino acids. Gene Ontology annotation, molecular function: calcium, potassium:sodium antiporter activity; calcium channel activity. Lineage: Eukaryota; Metazoa; Chordata; Actinopteri; Cichliformes; Cichlidae.